Arachis stenosperma is the source of this 378-nucleotide messenger RNA. Its product is annotated as ubiquitin carboxyl-terminal hydrolase 6-like. The record is from RefSeq and is a predicted model, not a curated record. NCBI's taxonomy places the organism in Eukaryota, Viridiplantae, Streptophyta, Magnoliopsida, Fabales, Fabaceae. Bases 1 to 378 code for a protein of 125 amino acids. The transcript has 4 exons. Gene Ontology annotation, biological process: proteasome-mediated ubiquitin-dependent protein catabolic process; regulation of proteasomal protein catabolic process; protein deubiquitination. Gene Ontology annotation, molecular function: proteasome binding; cysteine-type deubiquitinase activity.
AUGGCAGAUGCAGAGGGAUCUUCAAAUGGAGGAGGCGAGCCACCUGUAGCUCUAAUGGAAGAGGGUGAAAAAGUAAUGCAGAUGACUGGAAUAUAUGAUUUGGUUGCCGUAUUGACCCACAAGGGUAGAAGUGCUGAUUCGGGACAUUAUGUUGGUUGGGUCAAGCAAGAAAAUGAUAAUGUCAUUAUGGACUGGUUACAAAAUAUAUCUGAAAAAGGAGAUAAGAGGAGGGACAAAAAGGCAAAGUUUUCUUGUGAGAAAAGCAGUGAUGAUGAAGAAAAAGAAGCAGCAGAAAGAGCAAGUGAAGUAAAUUUUGCAGAUGAGAUAAGUGAAAUUAACACAGGACUUCCUUCACCAACUUCAUCUAUUAAUUAUUAG